Molecule: messenger RNA, 3112 nt
Organism: Coregonus clupeaformis (lake whitefish)
Lineage: Eukaryota; Metazoa; Chordata; Actinopteri; Salmoniformes; Salmonidae
Product: transmembrane ascorbate-dependent reductase CYB561
Exons: 6
Coding region: 573-1340 (255 amino acids)
Cellular component (GO): lysosomal membrane
Molecular function (GO): oxidoreductase activity
Source: RefSeq, a predicted model, not a curated record
GAGCAGACAAGAUCGCACAGCCCAUCUUUAUCCAAUAUUCAUCGCAUCGGUAUCAAUUAAACCAGUCAAGUAAUUGGUCAUUAUGCCUUUUUAAUGAAUUGCUUUGAUUCAAUGCCGGGUCUGCAUCUGCAAGAAUGCCCUGGGUAGCCAAGGUAACAGACCUUAUAGACAUUUUUGGCAGUGCGGUGCCAGACGUCAUCCUCUCUGAAGGCUGUUUGUGCUCCUCCCUCCUCUGCAUUUGACGCUAAUUGAAGGGAGAAGAGGAGUGUAUUACGUAUUUCUCUGUCAACUCAACUUUUAGCUGCGCCACUGUUUCUGUCACGACCAGUCAACAGAUCCACCCACCGGCGACGUUUUUGUGGAGCGCGCGUCGUGUGAGGAGUAUACAGCUUAUUGUGAAAUAUUUAGUGGCAGGCUAGAGAUACUUAUUGCGUUUCUUUAGUAAUGUGGCUACUACGAAAAUUGUAGGCGUAUCUAGGAACCACUCCAAAACAAACAGAAGGAGCCGAACAAGGAUCUCCACUCCCUCUCAGACUUGCUGGAAAAGCAGGUUAUUUGAAGACUAAACGACCAUGGAAGAUAGCCCUCAGCGGGCCGUGCAAGGCCUGGGCUCCUUCCCGUGGUACGUGGGGGGGACUCAGGUUCUGGGCCUGGCCUGUGUGGUGAUCACGGGCGUGUGGAUGGGCAGCUAUCACGGAGGCUACGCCUGGGACGGUUCGGGACAGGAGUUCAACGUACAUCCCCUCUGCAUGGUCCUGGGCCUGGUCUUUCUCUAUGGAGACGCGAUCCUGGUGUACAGAGUAUUUAGGAAUGAAAGCAAACGCAAUGUCAAGAUUCUCCAUGCAGUGCUCCACCUUCUCGCCCUCAUUAUCAGCAUAGUGGGUAUCGUGGCUGUGUUUGACUUCCAUAAUCAUAACAAGAUCCCCAACAUGUACUCCCUCCACAGCUGGUGUGGCAUGCUCACCUUUGUUCUCUUCUGUGUACAGUGGCUGAUGGGGCUGGGUUUCUUCCUCUUCCCUGGGACGUUAAUGGCGCUGCGGAGCUGGUACCUGCCGCUACAUGUCUUCUUUGGCCUGGCCAUGCUCGCCAUGUCCCUAGCCACCUGCCUACUGGGCAUUUCAGAGAAACUGUUCUUCAGUAUCCAGCACACAUAUUCACAGUUUGUGCCAGAGGGGAUCCUGGGUAACAUGCUGGGACUGGUGUUAGUAGCUUUUGGGAUUCUGGUAGGCUACGUGGUGACACGGGAGGACUUCAGAAGACCCCCGCACCCAGAGGAGGAGGCCUUAUCUGUGCACUUUAAGACCCUGACUGAGGAAGGAGGGAGCCCCAACUCGCCUUAACAUCCCCUUUUCGCUUAAACCAGGAAACACUCUGGUCUGAAAAGCUACUGUGUGUGCAGACUUUUAGUAAAAAAAUCUGGUGUAUGAGAGCUGGGUUAGAACAAAAGCCUGCACACUCGGUAUCUCUCCAGGACCAGUUGGAGAUCUGUCUGAUAUGCUGUCUCUCCAUUUCAUGUCACAUCUCAAGAGCCAUUCUACACCCCCUUGUGGCGAAACUGAGGUAUGAGGACUGAUUUGACCAAUGUAUUUAAUUGCUGCCACAGAUGAACCAUCACAAAAGUGCCAUAUUAGGUCUCUCAAAACAAAAUAGCCUUUGAUAUGUAUUUAGUGAGGACAAAGCCUUGUGUCCAAGCCAGUUAGUUAGUUGUGCCUUCAUCUAGGGCAGUAGGGUUAUACUUUGUAAUACUGCCCAAACUGGUAACACUGGAAGUUACUCCUCGUUAAACAAACUCUUAACUUCCAUGACUUUCAAGCUUGUGAUAAAUGAAGAAGUUGCAGUUCAUUCAGGGAUAUGUUGUUCGUUGUGACAAAUAUUGAAUUAACCAUCUGUUGGCAGUGCUGAAUUUAUGAUAAACUGAAAGGACCAAAAGAAUGCACCAAGUUAUGACUGAACGAUGCCUGGAUGUUUUGGGUUGAAUUCUAAAUGACCCCUAGGCACUCCUGUAGAUCUGAAAGGAUUGGAUAUCUUAAAGCAGUUUCUUCACCAUUCCUUAUGUUCGGCUGGGUUGAAUUUUUACUAUUGAUUCAGGGUUUCCCAACCCUCUCCUCAGGCCCCCCCCAGACAUUUCAUAUUUUUGUUUUAACCCUAAACUGGCACACCUGAUUCAAUUAGUCAAAGGUAUGUGACAAAUACGAUUUGAUUUUGACACCGAAAAUCAGGAUAAUCUUUUCAGACUUGAAGGGUGGAUUUAGAAAGGUGAAAGGCACUACAACCAAGACAUUUCAAUGUAACUAACUUUUAAAUGUUCUUACAUCUUAAAGGUUAAUUUGACUGUAGUAUCGGUAUGUGGUCAGUUAUAUUGAGAAGUGUCAAAUAAAUGCAUGUUCUUAAGUGAUAUGCAGACUUUUUUCAUCUUAGUUACUUUAAUUAAUCUGUUUCACUAUGACUGUGUAGAAGUAGUGAUGACCUGUCCAGUAGAUGGCAAGGGGUAGGCCUACUUAAAGCACUGAAAAUCCAGAUUCUGUGAUCAUAAUAUUGUAGAAUCUGGAUCAGAAUCUGAACCUUUUUGAAAGAACGGCUCAAUUGAUCGGAUCCAGAAUUGCAAAAUAGGGGUUUACAGAAUCAAGAUAAUUUUUAUCCAGAUUAAACGUUUUGAAAAACUGGGCUAAGGGGUCAAUUUGGUAUUCAGAAAAUAUCUUUAUGCUUCUGUAGUGUUUAAGUGUAAAAUGCUCAGAGAAGGGAGUUAUAGUAUGUGUCAAACUGUAUGUAAUUGUACAUUAAAUAAGCUGCUUAUAUCGGUUGUAUCCAUGUUUGCUGUAUAUGAUUGUAUUUAAGAGAAUAGAUAUUAUGUAACAGUCAAUGCUUUUGGCAGAUUAAUGUGUCAUGUAUUCUGUAAUUUGCUUUGUUUAAAGCAUCUACUUGUCCUCAUAUUUAAUCAGUUUAAAGCAUAAUGUAACUAAGAUUACUUGAGAUAUAAUAUCACUGCUUAUAUAUUUUCACUUGUGAACUUGUUCUGUACAGUAGACACUGCUGACUGACCAAAUGAUUACAACCUAUAUUGCCGUCAUCACUGUUAUUAAAGAUGCAUGACUCAAUCAUGACCUUGAUACUG